Molecule: messenger RNA, 1599 nt
Organism: Cannabis sativa
Lineage: Eukaryota; Viridiplantae; Streptophyta; Magnoliopsida; Rosales; Cannabaceae
Product: protein RGF1 INDUCIBLE TRANSCRIPTION FACTOR 1
Exons: 4
Coding region: 530-1309 (259 amino acids)
Molecular function (GO): zinc ion binding
Source: RefSeq, a predicted model, not a curated record
UCUUCAAUAAAAAUUAGUUGUAUACAUGUACAUACAUACGUACAUACAUACAUACAUUUUUCUUUUCUUUUUUUCUUUUUCACUUUGUCCAUAUAAAAUGACAGAUACUCUCUCUCUCUCUGAUCUCCUAGAAACGACAACAAUUCUGGAACCUCCCUCUGCUAUAAAAAGAGAACUUUGGUUUAGGGUUUUGAAAGGUCACUUGUAGAACAAAGAAACAACAACCCAAAAAAAAAAAUAAAAGAAAAGAAGAAAUUAAGAAAAAUAAACUCGUAAAUAUUCAUUGCCACACCCCCACUCAGAGAGUACUGGUGUCAGCUCCACCUAGCUAUCUUUUAGAGAGAGAGAGAGAAAAGUUCCUCUCUCAGCUUCAGCUGGGUCUAUUAAUAAUUAGCUUUCAUUAGUUCUCUACAUAUUUCUCAUAUCACUCACUACUCUUUCUUUGUAUUUACAUAUAUAAAUAUAUAUAUAAUUGGAAAGAAGAAAAGAAAGAAAGAAAGAAAUUUGGUAGAGAGAGAAAGAGAGAGAGAUGGUAAGAGAAGUAUAUGGUUCAGGAGCAGGUAUGGAUACGAAUAUGAAACCUGCAUGGCUAGAGGGUCUGAUGGCUGAGACAUUCUUUGGUGGUUGUGGGGUCCACGAGAAUCGCAGGAAGAACGAGAAGAACGUUUUUUGCUUGAACUGUUGCCUUAGUAUAUGCCCUCACUGCCUUCCUUCUCACCGCUCUCAUCCUCUUCUUCAGGUCAGGCGUUAUGUUUACCACGACGUUGUUCGAUUGGGGGAUCUUGAAAAGCUCAUUGACUGUGCUUUCAUCCAGCCUUAUACAAUUAACGGUGCCAAAGUGAUUUUUUUGAAUCAAAGGCCACAGUCUAGGAGUUGCAAAGGAACUGCCAACAUUUGCUUCACUUGUGAUCGAAUUCUCCAAGAGCCAUUUCACUUCUGCUCUCUCUCAUGCAAGGUUGAUUUUAUGGUGAACCAAGGGGACGAUUUGACAACAAUUCUCUACCGUUUCGAUGAGUCCGAUUUCACAAUUUCUCAGUUCGAGGGAUUGAGGAUGGAUGGCUCUGAGGUCACUGACGAUGAAAAUGGUCCAAAUUUGGAUGAUCAUAACCCUAUGCACUACGGACAUUCUUCCGGCUCCCGUGAUGCUUCUAGCAACUCCGCUAUUUCACGGGAACAGGUUGCCAUGGCCGCCUCAACGGCCACCAAUUCGGUCAAGAAGAAGAAGAAAGGCAGUGGCUUUCUUCCUGGAAUUGUUCUUUCCCUUAGCAGCAGGAGAAAGGGUGCUCCUCAUAGGGCUCCACUUUCCUAGACUACUACUCAUCCAAUCUCUGCUAGUAGUAAUAAUUAAUAAUUAAAUUCAUAGGGACUUGGAAAUAAAAAAGAAAAUAUAGCUCCUCCUUGCAUUUGCAUUUACGUACCUUCUUAUAAAUAUAUAUAUGUAAUGUCCCUAUUUUAGGUAUCAUAUAUAAUUUAAGUCUCUCUUCAUAUCUUCAAAAGAAAAAGAAAAAAAAAAUUAUUAGGGCCGGUGAUCAUUAUUGCCAAGCUAGAUAAGUCUUAUUACCAAAUUUGUAAUGUUAUGGCAUGGUUUGGAGUCUGUAU